Punica granatum (pomegranate) is the source of this 1635-nucleotide messenger RNA. The record is from RefSeq and is a predicted model, not a curated record. NCBI's taxonomy places the organism in Eukaryota, Viridiplantae, Streptophyta, Magnoliopsida, Myrtales, Lythraceae.
GCUCCGUCUCCGCUCCGGACGUUGCCGCGCAUCGGCGGGAAACCCUCUCCGGCUGACGGACUGGCUUUACCACUGUCGCGAUCGGAGUGAUGUUCGUUCACUUCUGAGCUGCAGAAAGCUUGCUGAAAUUCUUCAGGAGCGUGAUUUCGUCGUGAACUGAGCUAAUCAUGUUAGCGGCUGCUUCUUCUUCUUCAAUCAGAGCCAGUGCUCGUAAACUCUCUCGAUUGAUUACACAGAGGGAUUGUAUUAUUUGGUCUUGUUUUGGUACAAAUGAAUCAUGUCUGUCCACAUCGCCCGUGGCUUAUAUGUUUCUGGAGGUGCACGGUCAGGAAAUUCCAGUGGAGAGGAGGGGUUACAGGGCAGUGAGGCUUCAUCAAGAGCCACAUCUCUCUUCUGUGUCGAAAGAUCCUGCACUAGUGCAGAGAUUAAAUAGUUUUGCUCCUUGUGGUGCCGCUGUGAAAUGGCUUCAGGCGAGACAAAUGAGCAUUGCAUCGAUCGCCCUCAAAGCUGACGACGAUGUCGUCAGGUUUUCUAUUGGUAAACCCCCUGAUGGACGCGGCUCCUCAAGAAAAGAGAAGAAGAUGAGAUGGGCUAAGAAGUCGAGAAAGGCCAAAUUGAAUGAACUCAGAUUAUAUCGGUUAAAGGCCAAGAAGAAGAUUAAUUCUCCAAAUCCUGAAGUUAGGAUAAGAUAUAAGCUAGAAAAGGCCAAGAGAAAGGAGGCCUGGUUAAUUGAGAAGCUGAGGAAAUAUGAUGUUCCGAAAGCACCAGUUGAAACCUAUGAUCCAGAAAUUCUAACUGAGGAAGAGAAGCACUACUUAAAGCGCACCGGUGAGAAGAAAAGGAAUUAUGUUCCCGUUGGAAGGCGAGGAGUAUUUGGUGGGGUGGUUCUGAACAUGCACCUCCAUUGGAAGAAGCAUGAAACUGUGAAGGUCAUAUGCAAACCUUGUAAGCCCGGACAGAUCCAUGAAUAUGCUGAAGAGCUUGCUCGACUUAGCAGAGGAAUUGUGAUUGACAUAAAGCCCAAUAAUACUAUAAUUUUCUAUCGUGGAAAAAACUAUGUACAACCAGAAGUAAUGUCCCCACCUGAUACCUUAUCUAAAGCUAAGGCCCUGGAGAAGUACAGAUAUGAGCAGUCCCUUGAACAUACGAGUCAGUUCAUUGAAAAGUUGGAGAAAGAAUUGGAAGAGUACCAUGAACACCUCGCUCGGUAUAGGAAAGAGAAAGAACAGGCCGCUCCUGUUUCUGGGGUUAAUAGUUGAUGCAUAACCGCCAUGGUUGCAAGUUUCAUCAGAUUAAUAGUUUGGGAUAGAUGGUUUCCUAUGAAUUCAACACUAAUGACUCUGGGGGCAGAUUCGCUUGGAAUCAGACAGAUUUCAGAGGUUUCAGCUGGAGCGCAAUGUACAUAGCCUUUUUGCAGCAUCAUCAUUGCGAGCAUCCAGCAUCAUGAAGUGUCCUACACACUGGAGCUUCUCCAUGCCCAUUUUUUGAUGCUCCAAUAGUAAUGUCAUAUCAGACAGACGUCGAUCUUCUUCCCCACUGCAGAACUUGUAUUUACAUCUCUGGACAAUGUUAUUUCAACUUGCAGAUAAUUGAAACUCUGCAAUUUAAAGCAAAAAUGCACGUGAUUGAUAAAAA